Messenger RNA from Capsella rubella, 1013 nucleotides. Its product is annotated as expansin-A20. The transcript has 2 exons. Gene Ontology annotation, biological process: plant-type cell wall organization. Gene Ontology annotation, cellular component: extracellular region. Lineage: Eukaryota; Viridiplantae; Streptophyta; Magnoliopsida; Brassicales; Brassicaceae. The coding region runs from base 121 to 888 and encodes 255 amino acids. The record is from RefSeq and is a predicted model, not a curated record.
AUCCCCACCACAACCGUCUUGAAAAGCGGAGCAGAUGAUGAUCAAAAGGAACCCCAAAACCCUCUCAAACGCAUCACUUUUGUCUGCCACCUGUGAGGAUCCCAACAACACUGCUUGUUCAUGGAUUUUGGGCUUCGGCAACUCGCAUUGUGCAUCCUUCCUCUCUGCCGCCUCUUACUAGCCACCGCCGAGGAUGACUGGAAGAUAGCCACAGCCACGCUCUCCAGAGACAGGGACGGCUCCUCCUCCGUCGCUACUGGAGGCGCUUGUGGGUAUGGAGAUCUGAGGCAAAGCAGCUAUGGCGGGUACAGCGCAGGCCUGAGCGGGAAGCUGUUCAACAGGGGAAGCAGCUGCGGCGCUUGUCUAGAAGUGCGGUGCGUGAACCACAUCCGGUGGUGCCUCCAAGGCAGCCCUUCCGUGGUGGUCACCGCCACCGAUUUCUGUCCUCCCAAUUCGGGACUGUCCUCUGAUUACGGCGGUUGGUGCAACUUCCCCAAGGAACACUUGGAACUAUCUCAUGCCGCCUUCACAGGGAUAGCAGAAACCAGAGCCGAGAUGGUACCUGUACAAUACAGGAGGGUCAUGUGUGGGAGGAGAGGCGGAUUAAGAUUCAGCUUGAACGGGAGCUCCCACUUCUUCCAGGUGUUGAUAAGCAAUGUCGGCCUCGACGGGGAAGUGGUGGGAGUGAAAGUGAAGGGCCAUACAACGGCUUGGAUCACAAUGUCCAGAAACUGGGGACAGAACUGGCACUCUUCUAUCGAUCUCAUCGGACAGUCUCUCUCUUUCGAGGUUACUCUCAAAGGCGGCAAAACCAUUGCCUCUUACGAUGUGGCUCCUCCUUAUUGGCGCUUCGGAAUGACAUACCAAGGAAAGCAAUUCCACUCCUGACUCCUCCUUUAUCACUUAUCAUCAUCACUUUCGGUGGUCAAAGCAUGCUGUGCUUUAUUAUCAUCACUUUGUAAACAUUAGAUAUCAUCAUCACUUCAUUUCAAGGUAUAAAUGUCUUCCUACGA